AUGGAGUCCACAAACGAUCCCCGCCUCGCCAAGAACCACAAACAGACAGGAAUCUUCGUGGACGAGCUCGAAGGGCUUUUCGCCGACAUCCACCAGGUAAAGGAAACCAUCUUCGACGCGGAAGAAGGUCCGAAUGGCGUCCCUAGCGAAGUCAAAGCGGCCUGGAGAGCCGGGUUUCAAGACAUCGAGGACAUCAACAUCGCCGCUGCACGAGCACGAAACGACUCGCUCAGGCCACUCUAUAAGCGGGUCGUGGUCCAGGCACUGAGAAGUAUGGCUGCUGCAGUUGAGGAGGCCGUGGCCAAGGACAAGCAGCUCUCAAGCGUCAUGCAGAAAGUUUGCAACGACCUCGAGCGUAUUCAAUCCGAUGUUAUCACUCGAGACGCCGAGCUUACGCGCCUCAGGGAAGAGAAGCGAAAGAUCGAGGCUGCUUUGACAACUGAACGCCUGACCAAUCCAGCUGAGACGCAUUGCUUUGAUACCAAAGUAUGUCGGCACAAUGUGGGAUCGAUCGCAGAGGGCGUCUUCAUCGACAAGGGAAGAGUCUUCAUGUGCGGUGGUGAGGUUGGUCAAAUCCGAGAGACGGUGCACAUCCCCCGCUUCUACAUCGUCGAGCCGUCGAGUAGAUCUAGACCCGCGGUCUGGCUGGACUUCAAGAGAGCGCAGCGAAACUUCGAUCCUCAUUCGCCCACUAACAAGCCCGGAGAUAUGGUCUGGGGAUUUUCUGAGAUGAUAAACGACCAGGCCUUUUAUGGAUAUGGUCUGCUUGGACGAGUCGAGGAGAACAUGAAUAUCCAUUGGAUCGUGCAGAUCAGCGAAGCCAAAAAGAAGAGUUUGGGUUAUGACAUCAAGGAUGAGGAGGCGGAUGAUUCCCUAACAAACGAACACAUCGAGGACCCGGAAGAGGAAGUCAGUGCCUCAAUUAGUUCGGAGCCAGACUGGGACUCUGACUGGGAAUGA
Molecule: messenger RNA, 960 nt
Organism: Aspergillus mulundensis
Lineage: Eukaryota; Fungi; Ascomycota; Eurotiomycetes; Eurotiales; Aspergillaceae
Exons: 1
Coding region: 1-960 (319 amino acids)
Source: RefSeq, a predicted model, not a curated record